Messenger RNA from Pantherophis guttatus, 1478 nucleotides. The record is from RefSeq and is a predicted model, not a curated record. Lineage: Eukaryota; Metazoa; Chordata; Lepidosauria; Squamata; Colubridae.
UGAACCGGUAGGGAAGUACCUGAAAAUACUAUGGAUGGCCCGAAGACUUCCACCUGGACCGAUGCCUUUCCCAGUUAUUGGAACACUGUGGCAGAUGAGAUUUGACUUUUCUUAUGAGACUCUUAUUACGCUAGCAAAGAGUCAUGGGAAUGUCUUCACCUUGUGGUUGGGACAGUUACCAAUAAUUAUACUCAACGGAUUUGAGGCAGUGAAGGAAGGUCUGACAGCCCAUCCAGAAGACAUGAGCGGACGACCAACAAGUCCUUUUUUUGAAAAACUUGGCAAGAGAAAAGGCAUCAUUUUUGCCAGUGGAAAUGUAUGGAAGCAACAUCGGCGAAUUGGAGCGAUGGGUCUCAAGUUUCUGAGCCAAGGAAAGUCAGGCCUGGAGCAUCAGAUCCAAGAAGAGACUUUGCAUUUGAUUGAGGUCUUUGACAGCUCUAAAGGGCAGCCCAUGGAACCUUCUUUCCACAUCAUUCUUGCUGUUUCCAAUGUGAUCUGUGCUCUCCUGUUUGGCUAUCGAUUCUCCAAAGAUGAUGAAACUUUCCGCCAGCUAAUCAAAAGUACCGAAUUUAUACUUCAAAUUGGAGGAAGCAUCUGGCAGACUGUCUAUGAUACAUUCCCAUGGAUUAUGAAUCAUCUCCCAGGCCGUCAUCAGAGGGCCUUUGCUUGUUAUGACUUUUCAAUAUCUUUUGCAAUGAAGGAGAUCAGAAGUCAUGAGAAGAGUGGGAUGCUGGAUGAUCCACAGAAUUUCAUUGAUUUCUACUUGGCACAGAUGACAAAAAGUAAAGAUGACCCCACAUCUACUUUGGAUGAAAACAACCUGGCCUACAGUAUCUUCGAUUUUUUCAUAGCAGGGUCAGAGACCACAUCUACCACAUUGCAUUGGGCACUACUCUACAUGGUGGCCUACCCAGAUAUCCAAGGUUGAAACACUGAGAAACAAAUCUAAAAAUUAAUAAACGAUAUUCAUCUCUUAAAAAAAAGAAAGAAAAAGUGAGGGCAGCUGAGAACAGGGACAACAAUUACACAGGAGGCAGGAGGACAAGGAAAGUAAAAAAGGAAUUGAUAAAAUUUAUUUUGUGUGAAUUGCGAUUAGAGAUGUGUUCAUCUCCUAACGUAACAUGCAUUAAGAUAUGUAGACAGUGUGAUCACUCUGUUUAGAUAAGUGGGAUGCAAUUUUAGAAAUGAAUAAAUUUUAUUCUCUUCACCUUUUAAACAAAGUAAUCACCUCUGAGCUUAAUAUGCAGAUUGGAGCCCAAAGUUUUGUCCAGAUCAUCAAUGUCUCUCAAAAUAGAGUUCUGAAUGCAUUUGAAGUGAAACACUAAGACAAGGCAGCACAGUUCUGAAUGCCAUUAUUCUCAGGUCCUUCUGGAGACCUGAGUUGUCUGUCCUGGAGACCAAAAAUCACCCUGUGCUGUUUUAGCAGAGUGCUUCUCAUGUUUCUGGGAACACAAAAACAAUAGAUGUGGAGGAAGAGA